Molecule: messenger RNA, 5497 nt
Organism: Ostrinia furnacalis (Asian corn borer)
Lineage: Eukaryota; Metazoa; Arthropoda; Insecta; Lepidoptera; Crambidae
Gene: Fas2
Product: neural cell adhesion molecule fasciclin 2
Exons: 16
Coding region: 379-2991 (870 amino acids)
Biological process (GO): cell adhesion
Cellular component (GO): neuron projection; membrane
Molecular function (GO): protein binding
Source: RefSeq, a predicted model, not a curated record
AUCGCGCGCCAGUACCGUUGGGCGCUCGUUGGGGACGGACGUACGCUCCCGCUCCGCCGACACCAAACCCUCCUCACGAAACAAGUUUCUCACUUCUGUUUCCAAAAACUACUAUCAAAAUACGAAACACAACCAUGGACUACGGCAAACCAGUGAAAAAAACUCUCUUCCAAACAAAUUCGACCAGUUAAAAAACUAUUCUUGUGCUGUUUGUGAUUACUUUUAUCUACAUCGAUAGAACGCGAAGGUGUAAUAAGAACGCGAGUGCGAUUGUUUGUUGUUUUGAAACAAAAGGUACAUUCCGUUGGAAGUUUGAAUUUUCUGUUUUUUGUUUUUUAUCUGAGGACGCAUACGAAUAGCGCGUUGAAAAGAGACAAGAUGCGGUCUCACCGGGCAAGAGCGACAGGUGUGGCGGCUUUGGCGGUUCUGUUGGCAGCUAUAACAGGAUGCUCAGCGCAGACCCUCAGGAUAUUCCCAAUGCAGACACACCAGACCGUGGCAGUGGGCAAGUCUGUGGUGCUGACCUGCCAGGCCGACGCGCCUGAUCCCUCGCUCGUGACGCAGCCUCAGUGGAAGGACCCUAAAGGACUCGUCAUCAACGAUGCCACAUCUGGCACGCGACCAGAGAUCUACACUGAACUGCUACCGACGAAGCAGUCCCAGCUGCUGUAUAUUUCCUCCAUUACCCAAGCCAUGGCUGGGAACUAUACUUGUGAAGCGGCGUACACUAAUAUUCCCAUGAGCGCUAGCGUCGUUUUGGAAACGUUUGUUGCCAUUACAUGGACAAACGCCAACGAAAACCAAUACGCGACGAAAGGAAAGGACUUCAAAGUUAUGUGCGAAGUGACUGCCAAACCCGCGCCAUCAGUAGAUUGGUUCAAGGAAGGAAAUUCUAUUACAACUGGCGAAAGGUAUGUCAUUCACGCAAAUGGAUUGAUGAUCAAGAACGUUCAGGAGAGUGACGAUGGCACGUACACUUGUCGGGCAGUCGUAAUUCCCACUGGAGAGUUGGCUGAAAGAAACAUUAAAUUGGAGGUCUAUACUGCUCCAGAAAUGGAAGAACGUGAAACUAGGGUAGAAAUAAAAGAAGGAGAGUCAGCUGCUAUUACUUGCAAAGCCAAAGGCAAGCCCCCACCAACUUACACAUGGAUCAAGGCUGCUACGCGCGAGAAUUUGGCUACCACCUCGAGAUUCAGCGUUAAUGAGAUCACUGGUUUGCUUACAUUUGACCGAGUUGAAGCUGGAGAUUACGGCAAAUACAUUUGCAAUGCUGUCAAUCAAGCAGGCCAGAAUGAGACUGAGAUCGAAGUGGAAGUUCUAGUCAAACCAAAGAUAUUCGAACUCUUUAAUAUCACAGCACCUGAGAGGGGUGAAGGCAGAUUGGAAUGCAGGGCUACUGGAAGGCCUGCACCGCGUAUGAGUUUCAGGAAACUGAGCAAUGCUGAACCGUUUACAAAUGGACCUAAUGACAACAAUAGGAUCACCGUUGAGACCACUGAUCGCCAAACUGGAGACCAGAUGCAAUCCAGUGCUGUUAUUACUAUUUCCAACCUUAACAGAACAGACGAUGGCUUAUACGAAUGUAUUGCUGAAAACGAUGGUGGUGAAGCAAGAAAGAAUGGCCAUUUGACUGUUCAAUUCAAACCUUCCUUCGAAAGCAUGCCUAAGGUGCCAAUCUGGAGUUGGAAUGGUCAACCUGUGAAUAUUACUUGCAUUGCUGAGAGUAUUCCUAACGCCACAAUUAAAUGGAGGUUCCAAGAAUACGAUCUGGUUGAGUCUCCUCAAGUGAAAAUAUUUGGUUCUGGUCCCAUCAGCUACGUCACAGUUAUUCCUACCGAUCGUCAACUGUAUGGAAACUAUAAAUGUAUCGCUACCAACAGUCUUGGUGAAGCUGAGCACAUCACUCAGUUGAGGGAGGCUUUCCCUCCAGGUCCUGUCGUGCAGGCACGACAAGAAACGAUCACAGCAACAUCUGUAUCCUUCGGCAUUGUAGGCCCCGCUGAGGACAUGGGUCCCCCAAUUCUGGCUUUCACCACCCAGUACAAAGAGAACAACAAUUUCGACUGGAAUCUGGCCAUGAACAGAACUUGGUCCGUCAACUCUCCGUACAUUGUGGAGAACCUCCAGCCAAUGUUCACUUACGACUUUAGGUUCGCUGCCGUCAACCAGGUCGGAGUCGGCUCUUGGGGUGCCCCGAUUACUGUCAUCAUGCCGAGGAGGUCGGCCCCAGAACAGCCGAAGUGGAGAGAAGCGAUAAGCUCCGAAUCGCUUCUACAUGGCAAAUACGCAGACAGAUUUGAGCUAAAAUGGAAAAUUCCCGCUCACAACGGGGAACCCAUUGACCUGUAUGAAAUAACUUAUUGCCCGGUUAUCAAAGUAGUCGGCGAAUGGAAGGUCGCGUCAGACGAUCAAUGCCAUAAGGAAGAGCUGAAAUCAUUCGAGAUGAUCAGCUACGAACUGCGCGGCCUCCAGCCCGACACUAAAUACCGAAUGGAGCUGCGGGCUCACAACAUCCUGGGCUACUCCAUCCCUGCCCAACUGUACGUGCAGACUGCCCUCGGUGUGAAAAGCUCUGGAUUUGCUCCGCCUCAACUCCUGUCCAGUGGCGCCAUCAUCGGAGUGGCUUUGGCCGGUGUUUUCAUCUGCCUAGUCAUUGUAGAUCUUAUCCUCUUCUGCUUCAAGCGCCAGGGAGUCAUUGCCACUAUCUGUGGCAAACGUGCCAAGAAGCACGAAGACGACGAAGCCAAAUUGGGAAGUCUGUACGGUUGGCGCUUCCCGCUCCCUUAUUGCAGCACGAAGCCGCGAGCGCCUCCGUCCCCCGCGCCCCUGCCGCCACCCGUCAAGCUCGUGCCGACCCCGACAGAUGAGAAGGAGCCACUAAAGGACACAUCAGACGAUGCCAUAAAAAGGAACUCGUCAGUUGAAUUCGACGGACGACGCGUGUACGCCACGAGUGGGGGACCAAUCAUAGGCAAGAACUCGGCCGUAUAAACUAAUCAUAGAGAUGAGGCCACUCUUUUGUUGAACCGUGUGUCCACUAGCAAGGAACAUUUAGUUUUGCGAAUAGGGAAUAUUAAUUCCAAAAUUCUCUAGCCUAGGCACUUCGUGAUGGAAUGGAUAUUUGGAAUCUCGUGACAUCAAUUGACAUGAUCAAACAGCACGCAACAUCUCAUGGUAGUUAGUAAAGACGCGUGUCAUAUGACGUCAUGGUCUGCUAAUUCCAUCCAAAGUUUUACAGAUUAGAAAUUAUCGUUUAUAUUUUAAUGUUCCUUAUUAAUUUUCAAAAUACCUACAACCUUGCUUAUCGUAGCAUAAAUGGGACACUUCUGAGAACAGCAAUCAGAAAUAUAUUCUCAUCGGUAUUUUUUCUGAAUAAAUGAACACACAUUUCUUGCACAGUGGAUCCACGGCUUUGGAACCUCGAAAACGUAUGAUGUAUUAUGUAUAAUCGGAUGUAACUGAAGUCUUACGAGUAUAAAAGCUUGUGUAUUUGUGAUGAGCGCGACCAGCCAGUAUUCGAAACUGCCAAAAGAGAAUUUACACUUUAUUCACGUCUACACACAUAAUCAAUAUUUCUAUCUUCUAGACCUACUUUAUUUAAGUUGAUAAUUUUAUCACCUGUUAUAUUUGUAUUAUUCUCUGGAACAAGGAUCUAUGAGCUAAAAAAUUUCAUAGAAAUUAAAAAUAUAGCGUUCACUUUCUUUCGAUGAUAUUUUUAGAGUUCUUCCAAAAUGCAGGUGAUAAAAUUGACAAUCUAUAUGAACUGCUGCUGCAGUUUUUAUAUGUAUUUAUCAUUAUCGUAUCCAUAUCUAUCCGUUUAGUUUCUACGCAAACGCUGCUUCUGAGGUACAGGAUGUGCCUUCUAGUGUAUUUACUUCUUAAUGAGGGUAUAGUAUAGGCUAGUGUAUAUAAACUAUGUAAAAUAAAGCUACGCUCACGUCACAAGUUGCUAAGUUAUUAACAUCACUUUAUAAAUAUCACAUUAUUGAUCACCCAUUUCACUUUGUUGAUGAUCACCGUUGAUUUUAAUCAUAUGCUCUAUGUUUUCUUCCAUGACCUCUAUCACAGUUACUUUUAUGUUAUUUGUAUCGAUACCUCGAUCGUAUAGUUCCUUAGAUUAUUUACUAUCUCUGUGAUGAUUUUAACUUAGUUUAUUUCCCUUUCCACCUAAAUUUCCUCAAGUACCUACGUCAUCAGUAGGUACAUUACUAUGUAUUGAAAUUCUAUUAGGCUGCAUUAGUCCCGAUAUUUACUUGGAAUGCAUAAUUUAUCGUUUAGUGUUUAGCAUUUCAAUUGCCUAAAAUGCAUAGUUGUUUGGUUUGACGUAACUCACGUUUUAGAUAUAAGGCUUGUAUAUAACACAUUUGUAAAUACCAUACUUUAUGUUCCCUUAAGUUUUUAGUAUCAUGCAUUAGGAUAGUUAUUUUUAGAAAAUCGAAGCAUUUCUCAUAAUUUAAGGAAGAUUCGUUAAAGUCAUUUAACAUUAUUAUACACUAUUGAUAGUUUUAUAUUUUAUUACGAAGAUAAGUUGCCGGUUACGAAGAAAAUGUUUGCUUAUACUAAGCUACCCAUAGGUUAAGUGUACUAUUUAAUUUUAUAUUUAAAUGUUCUCGUAGUAUUGUGUCCUUGAUAUUUCCCAUAUGAAUAAAUAUAAUUAUUAUAUAACAAUUUUAUACCGUUAUAUAAAACUUUAGAUACUUGCAUAUUCAUAUUUAUUGCAACACACGUUUAUAUUUUUGUAUACGUCGCUUGUAUUUCAUAUGUACAAAUGAUAUUUACACAAUAACUACACUUUAUGAAUUUGAUACUACUUAAGUACGAAUCGAAGUGCCACCAUUUACUAGGGCUUAAAGUCAUACUUAGUUAUGUACUUAAAUGACAUACUUAAUCACAAAAUAAAUAGAUCCUAGUCUCACACUUCCAAGAUAGCUUCAAAGUUUUACGCUUUUUUAAUUCAAUAAAAAUAAUAAAGCGAAAAAUUUUAAAAUUGAUUCUCACACUAAAUUACUGGACUAUCAAAACACCACUACACACUUGUUAACAAAUACCCCAGAAAGGCUGUGUUAUUUGCUUGACAUUACAUUGAAUAUCGUCUGCCGUUGUGUGACAUAAAAUAAGAUGGCAUUUCUUAAAAUCUGGCUAAAAAGUACGAACUGCUAUCUGUAUCUUUUUAAUCUUGGAAUAUUCACUAAAACGUAUCGCAACAUGUAUUGACUUGAACAAUUUAUUAAAGACAUCAUAAAAAAACUGUUCUGUUAAUUAGUGAAAACAACUAAAGCCGAACACAGCCUAAAACAAAAUUGUAUUAUUUUGAUUUAUGAUUUUAUCGUUAGUUACGAUUUGACCUCACGUUUUGGGACCCUUUAAUUUGUCUCAAAUGUGAAUACCCAUUUUUGGAAAAUUGUUUAAUGCGGAAAAUGUUAAGCAUUUAUGUGAAAGCUUGAAUGUUAUUAAUAUAGGAUGUAUGUUAAGGAAUUUUCUAUCAGCUUACGAAGGG